Glycine soja is the source of this 3836-nucleotide messenger RNA. RefSeq names its product ABC transporter B family member 15-like. Lineage: Eukaryota; Viridiplantae; Streptophyta; Magnoliopsida; Fabales; Fabaceae. Bases 36 to 3788 code for a protein of 1250 amino acids. The transcript is spliced from 7 exons. Gene Ontology annotation, cellular component: membrane. The record is from RefSeq and is a predicted model, not a curated record. Gene Ontology annotation, molecular function: ATP binding; ATP hydrolysis activity; ABC-type transporter activity. Gene Ontology annotation, biological process: transmembrane transport.
GCUGAGGUGAAAGGUGUAAGCUAGGUAGGUGCAAAAUGCGAGAGGAUCAGAACCAUAUUGGUGUUGACACGAAGAAGAAGAAAAAUGGGUCUAUUGGGUCCAUUUUCAUGCAUGCUGAUGGCCUAGAUUGGUUUUUAAUGGUUUUGGGUGUCUUUGGAGCCAUGGGUGAUGGCUUCAGCUCCCCUGUCAUGAUGUACUUCAUUGGCAGAAUCGUGAACAAUAUUGGUGAUGUUUCAAAAAUCACACCAAGUACUUUCAUGCACAACGUCAAUAAGUAUUCACUGGCGUUGUCAUAUUUUGCUAGUGCGUCCUUUUUUACUUCUUUCCUCGAGGGUUAUUGUUGGACGAGAACAAGUGAAAGACAAGCUGCAAGAAUGAGAGUUAAGUAUUUAAAAGCAGUGCUUAGACAAGAUGUAUCAUAUUUUGAUUUGCAUGUCACAAGCAAGUCUGAAGUCCUCACCUGUGUCUCUAGUGAUAGUCUCGUUAUUCAAGAAGUUCUUAGUGAAAAGGUUCCAAAUUUUUUGAUGAAUUUCUUUAGGUUCGUUGGAAGCUACAUAGCAGCUUUUGUUUUGUUGUGGAAAUUGGCCAUUGUGGCGUUUCCCUUUGUGGUGCUUCUUGUGAUCCCUGGUUUAAUUUAUGGGAAGACUAUGAUGGGGUUGGCUAGAAGGAUCAGAGAAGAGAGUAAUAAGGCUGGUACAAUAGCAGAACAAGCAAUAUUUUCCAUCAGAACCGUUUAUUCCUUUGUGGGGGAAAGCAAGACCAUAAAUGCUUUCUCUGAUGCUCUACAAGGCUCUGUUAAGUUAGGGCUGAGACAAGGCUUAGCUAAAGGAUUAGCCAUUGGAAGCAAUGGUGUUGUGUUUGCUAUAUGGUCUUUCAUGGUCUAUUAUGGAAGCAGAUUGGUCAUGUACCAUGGUGCUAAAGGAGGGACUGUGUUUGCGGUUGGAUCAGUCAUAUGUAUUGGUGGAUCGGCCUUAGGUGCUAGUUUAUCUGAGUUGAAGUACAUCACAGAAGCAUGUGUUGCUGGGGAACGCAUAAUGGAAAUGAUAAAAAGAGUUCCCAAUAUUGAUUCUGAAAAUAUGGCUGGGGUGAUUCUAGAGAAAGUCUCAGGGGAAGUGGAAUUUGAUCAUGUUAAAUUUAUCUACCCAUCAAGGCCCGACAACGUUAUUUUGAAUGAUUUUUGCCUGAGGAUUCCGGCAGGGAAAACAUUGGCUUUAGUUGGAGGGAGUGGCUCAGGAAAAUCCACUGUGAUAUCACUUUUGCAAAGAUUUUAUGACCCAAUUGAGGGAGAGAUACGUCUUGAUGGUGUGGCUUAUCAUAGGUUGCAACUCAAGUGGCUAAGGUCACAGAUGGGUUUGGUUAGCCAAGAGCCUACCCUUUUUGCAACUAGCAUUAAGAAGAAUAUGCUUUUUGGAAGAGAAGAUGCUAAUGAGGAAGAGAUUGUUGAGGCUGCCAAAGCUGCCAAUGCUCAUGAUUUCAUUUCACAGUUGCCACAAGGAUACAAUACCCAGGUUGGAGAGAAAGGAGUUCAAAUAUCAGGGGGACAAAAGCAGAAAAUUGCUAUUGCACGAGCAAUAAUAAAAAAACCCCAAAUCCUUCUUCUAGAUGAGGCAACAAGUGCACUAGACUCUGAAUCUGAACGCAAAGUACAAGAAGCUCUUGAUAAAAUUGUACUGGAUCGAACUACCAUUAUCAUAGCUCAUCGCUUAUCCACAAUAAGAGAUGCACAUGUCAUUAUUGUUUUGGAGAAUGGGAAGAUCAUGGAGAUGGGUUCUCAUGAUGAGCUUAUACAAAACAACAAUGGGUAUUACACAUCUCUAGUUCAUUUCCAGCAAGUUGAGAAAUCCAAAAAUGAUGCAUUCUUUCACCCUCUUAUUUCAAAUGGAGACAUGCAAAACACAAGUAGUCAUAUGGCACGACAUUCUGUUUCUACAAACUCAAUGGCUCAAUUUUCUUUUGUUGAUGGAGAUAAUACCGAAAAAGUUAGAGAUGAUGAUCAAAAGCUCCCAUCUCCUUCAUUUUGGAGAUUGUUAUCAUCUAAUCUUCGAGAGUGGAAACAAACAUGUUUCGGGUGUUUGAGUGCAUUGUUAUUCGGUGCAAUUGAGCCCUUGUACGCAUUUGCAAUGGGUUCCAUGGUAUCAAUUUUUUUCCUCUCAAAUCAUGAUGAGAUUAAAAGGAAAAUUAUAUUAUAUUCUCUAUUUUUUGUGGGAUUGGCUGUGCUUUCAUUAGUUCUUAAUAUCAUCCAACACUAUAGUUUUGCUUACAUGGGAGAGUACUUGACCAAAAGGCUGAAAGAGAAAAUGCUUUCCAAGAUACUCAACUUUGAAAUUGCAUGGUUCGAUCGUGAUGAAAAUUCCACGGGUGUUGUUUGCUCUAGACUAAUUAAAGAAGCCAAUAUAGUUCGAUCUUUGGUCGGAGAUAAAAUGGCUCAAUUGGUACAAACUAUCUCUAGUGUGGUAAUAGCAUGUACAAUGGGACUAAUCAUUGCAUGGAGAUAUGCCAUUGUAAUAAUUGUUGUUCAGCCUAUUAUUAUUGCAUGUUUCUACACAAGAUGUGUACUGCUCAAGGGCAUGUCUGAAAAGGCCAUCAAAGCCCAAGAUAAAAGUAGCAAAAUAGCCAUUGAAGCUAUUUCCAACUUUCGAACCAUCACUUCCUUUUCCUCACAAGACCAUGUCAUAAAAAUGCUAAAAAAGGCUCAAGAAGGUCCAAGCCAUGAAAGCAUUCAACAAUCAUGGUUUGUAGGCAUUGGACUUGGGUGUGCUCGAAGCCUUAAAACUUUAACUCAAGCUUUAGAAUUUUGGUAUGGUGGAAAGCUUGUUUUCCAUGACUACAUUACUUCAAAAGCACUGUUUGAGAUUUGUUUAAUAUUUGCAAAUAUAGGAAGAGUCAUAGCAGAUGCUAGUAGCCUGGCCAACGACAUUGCAAAAGGAGUAACUGUCUCUGGCUUAGUUUUCUCAAUCUUAGAUAGAAACACAAAAAUAGAGCCUCAUGAAACGAAUGCAUACAAGCCCCAAAAGUUAACGGGAGAUAUAGAACUCCAAGAUGUCUAUUUUGCAUACCCAUCAAGACCCAAUGUAAUGAUUUUCCAAGACUUCUCAAUGAAAAUUGAAGCAGGCAAAUCCACAGCAUUGGUAGGGCAAAGUGGGUCGGGCAAAUCAACUAUAAUAGGCUUAAUAGAGAGAUUUUAUGAUCCACUUGAAGGGAUAGUAACCAUGGAUGGCAUUGACAUAAGGUCAUAUCACCUUAGGUCACUAAGGAACUACAUUGCACUUGUGAGCCAAGAGCCAACACUUUUUAAUGGGACCAUAAGGGAAAACAUUGCAUAUGGAGCAUUUGAUAAGACUAAUGAAGCUGAGAUCAUUGAAGCUGCAAGGAUAGCUAAUGCUCAUGACUUUAUUGCAAGCAUGAAGGAUGGUUAUGACACAUGGUGUGGAGAUAGAGGAUUGCAAUUAUCUGGGGGCCAAAAGCAGAGGAUUGCAAUAGCUAGGGCUGUGUUGAAGAACCCAAAUGUGUUACUUUUGGAUGAGGCCACCAGUGCAAUUGAUAGUCAAGCAGAGAAUGUGGUUCAAAAUGCUUUGGAGAGAGUGAUGGUAGGAAGGACGAGUGUAGUGGUGGCUCACAGGUUGAACACUAUAAAGAAUUGUAAUCAAAUUGUUGUUUUAGAUAAAGGAAGGGUUGUAGAAGAAGGAAACCAUACCUCUUUGUUGGCUAAGGGACCAAAUGGAGUUUACUACUCUUUGGCGAGUCUUCAAAGAAGUUUAGUAACCACCAGUGUUAUUAAUACCGAAUAAUAUAUUAAUUAACUACACCAAAUCAAGCUAGGUGGUUAGAUUUGUCAA